Cladocopium goreaui is the source of this 2041-nucleotide messenger RNA. The record is from the annotation of a GenBank genome assembly. NCBI's taxonomy places the organism in Eukaryota, Dinophyceae, Suessiales, Symbiodiniaceae.
AGGCAUUGCAGGCAGAAUCAGCGGCUGUCUUUUGCCGCCAUGGCCGUGGCUCCUGGUGACUUCUUGUCGACCUUUGAGGCACAAGUCGCGGAGCACUGGGAUGCCACGCGUGCCACUCAUGCCAGCCUUGCGGAGCACAUUGUCAAGAAAGACCUUCCAGGGUUGAUGACUUAUGACAAGGAAGACCCGCAUGGUAUCCUCGCACUCGCUCCUGCUCAACUCGAACCCUGUGCGGACGUGGUCAGUGGAUUCGGUGAGGCAGCCAUGGCCUGUGCAGCUGAGUUUGAGUUCUUCCUUCCAGCUGCGGAGGAGGAUUUGGGUGCAUUGCUGGAGUCUUGCAGCGAAAACACCUAUGAAGCGAUGGCAGAUGACCUGCGUGUGGCAUACGCCCAGGAAGAAUUGGCAGUAGAGAGAACCAAGAGUGCCAUUGAGGGACUGGAUGGGCUAUCUCUGACUGGGGCGCUGCUUCAGAAAAUGGAGCAAACAAAAGUGGACCAAAUGGAUGAUGAAGAGAAGGCCGAGCAGUUUGAGAAGAUGCAAAGCCAGCUGCACCUGGAGCAUGUUGAGCAAACGAAGGGUGCAGUCAGCGCUCUGUUGUCGAAAAGCCAUUUGCCGCCUUUGCAUGAUCAGGUGGAGGCUAGGCAGCUGCUAUUGGAUGCGCUGAAAAGAAAGGCCGAUGCAGUCUCAUCCAAGAAGGAUGUGGCGGACAAGUUGUUUGCCGGCUUGGAGCAGCAGCAUGCAGAUGUGCUGGACAAGAUCCAGAAGUGCUCUCGGAUUCGCCGCCUCACCAUUCGUGCGGAAGAGAACAAGCGCAAGACGCUUGAAGAAGCUGAGAAAGCGCGGCAGGUCGCUUGGAAAGAGUACCAGGAUGCCUACCUUCGAAACGAGGCAGCGACGAUUCUAGAGGCGGAGUUGAAAUUGGCCGACGAAUCGCUCAAGGAGGAGCUGGAAGCUGCUGGAGCCGCGCUUGCACAGACAAGAACGCAGUGUCAUCAAUGCUUUCUAGAGGCGGCCACCAGCACUGAAGCUGUGAACGCAAGUAUCCAGGCCGCUCAUGCGACCUUGUUGGCCUACUCCAGGCCAACGGUUGAGGCUGCCUGGAAAACCGCUGCCUUUGCCAGUGAGCUUGGCAAGUGUUUGGUGGCUGCCAAGCGCACAGAGCACGACCACCUGUUAGAGGAGAAACAAAAAUGCCAAAAACUUGCUCAAAAGCAAAAGCAGCCGAAGGUGAAAGCGCUGACCCUCGAAAAGGUGGAGCGGCUCGGAGUGCAGAUUUCCGAAAUCUCAGCGGAGCUUGCGGACGUGCAGGCCCUAUCCCUUCGUGCGGAGGACCAAUUCAAUUCCUUCAAGGUCUUGAAGAGCGGGCUGAAUGAGGACGCAAUUACCCGUGCAGCACAGGAUGCUGCAAGUACUCGCUAUGGAAACUCCCAACUAUAUGUCUCAGAUGAUGACUCAGAGGGCAGCACAGAGGCUUCUGGACCCACAAUGGCCAUUCAGCAGCAUCUUCCAAAUCCGUUGGACAAACUUCGUAUUGACAUGGAGGAGAAAUUCAAAAUCGAGAAGCAACAGCUGAUGGCAGAAUUCCAGCUGGAAAAGCAGCAGUUGCUGCUUGCCAUGCGAGAGGAGGUGAGGGCUGAAAUGCGACGCGAAGACACUGACGCCAGCUCGCUCAAUUCCUUUGAACCUAUCGAAGAGACUUGCGAUUGAUACUCCGAUCACGCCCACGGUGCCGGCUCAUUGAGCUACAAGAACUUGCAAUUUUUGAACGAACACUUGCUUCUCUCUUGGCAGUUCACCCUGUAUGCAGACUGCUGGUGGACUGCUUUCAAGAUGAGAAAGACAGAUGCUGAGUGCAACAGCGAUAUUUAGCCUCAGCAUAUUCCACAUCGUGUUCCAAAUAGAAAUUCAGACAUGGAGCCCUGUUUCCGUGUGAAUCUGCACGUGCUGUCAUGACGUCUUAUUUGUGGGCUAAUGCCCGAUAGAAUUGCCAGAAGUGCAAUUGGAUGUUCCAUUUCAGUGAUCUGAACGCCUCUUCCGAAAA